UGUUUACAAACAUUGCAUUCAAUUUUGAAUUUUGUUUUUUAAUGUUUUUAUUAAAUUAAUUGUUAUUUAUUUUAUUUGUUAACUGAAUGUCUCUAAUAAUUAGUGACUCGUUGUGUGAUUUAAGUCGAUAUCAAUUGUAUUCAAUGGUUAACGCAUUGAGACGUGAAGUCCAGUGUUUGACAAAUGAUUUAUUAAGAUAUCAGUUAUUAACAGAAAAAUAUGAAAAAUAUCUGCAAUUUAUUGAAUCAAUUGAUGAAACAAUUGAUGAAAAUUCACUGAAAACUGAUAUCAAUUCACUGAUUAUCACCAAAAGCUGUUCCGUGUCUUUGAAAACAUUAAACAAUACACAGAUUUUCCAUGAAUUUAACGAUCUCAAAUCAAUUGAUUGUCAAACAUAUGUCGAAACACGGGAUGAAUGGACACAAACUGAUGAUAAGUCAAGAAAUAUUAAUGAAGUAAAUAAUGAAGAAAUUGAAGACAUUGUUUGUCCGAUUACUUGUGAAUCAAUAGAUGAGACAAUCGAGGAAAGAGUUGUUGAAAACAACGACAAUAAUAGUUGUAAUAGAAAUCAAAUGAAGACUAAUGAAGAAAAGUCAAGUAAUUUGCAAAUAUUGACAAACAAUAUAUUGAAUAAAAGGUUAACCAUUGAUGACAAUGAUUUAGUUAUCAAUAACAAUGAUCAGACAGUUGUGAAUGACAACAAAACAACUGAUAAAGAUAUCAUCGAUGAAUGUUUUGUUAAUAAUGUUAAUGUUGAUGACAUGAAUCAAUUGAAGACUACUAAUAGAGAUGAAUCUCAAUCUGAAAAUGUUGAACAAGUUAUGGAUCAAUCGAUUGCUUCAAGAAAUCAGCCACCAAUUAAUUAUGCAGAUAACAGUAAUAAAAACAUUAACAAUGAUAGUGAUAGUGAUGACACUGUUUUUGAUGACUAUAUACAAGAUUUAGAUGAUUCAGAUGUAGAUAACAAUUGUAUGGAUCAAUUGGAUGUCAAUCAGUCGAAAAGUUUAGGAUCAAAGAUAAAAACAAUGUCUAAUAAAACUGAUCGUAAAAAAACUAAAACAAUUAUCAAAAAGAAUUUAUCGAAGAAAACAGUCAAAUGUACGAACUGUUUGACUAAUGGUUUAGAUAAGUGUCGACAUCAGUACAGAUGUCGGAUAAACUGUUGCAACAAACUGUUUAAAUCGGCCAAAGAGUGCAACCAUCACAUGGAAACCAUACAUUCAGAGACAAUACGAUUUCAAUGCGAUGUCGACCCGUGUCGUCAAACAUUUGUCUCUAAGAUCAACUAUGAUCGUCAUAUACGCAAUGAUCACCAAAGGGAACCAAAAUAUAAUGAAUUUGUCAAAGAGAUUAUUGAUGUAAGUGGUGACAAAAAAUACCAGUGCCAGUGGGAGGGCUGCGAAAAGUUGCCGUACAAACACCGAACGUCAUGCGUUCAUCAUAUAUGCGAUCAACAUUUAUUGCCGCCGAGAGACUACCGGUGCGAUUGGCUCGGAUGUGGUAAAGUGUAUAAAUCUAAUCAAGACUUACGCUAUCAUCAGACUGAACACGAAAACAAGUCCUAUCAGUGCCAACAGUGUCCGGCAAUAUUUCCGUCCGAACAUCGAUUAAAACGACAUAUUGAACGACAUGGAUCUACAUACCAGUGCGAAUACGUCAAUUGUCAGUUCCAAUCGGGAAGCCUCGGCGUCUAUAACCAACAUUUGAUAGUCACACAUAACAAGAGUGGUCGACAAUUACAGUGCGAUGUCGAAGGUUGUACCCAAGUAUACCAUUUGAAUAGUUAUCUGAAACGACAUCAACUUCGAGAUCAUCCCGAACUCUAUCCGGACAUUCCUUGGAAGAAAUGUACUCAAUCUAACUGUACGUAUCGGACUAAAAUCACUAGACAUCUGACACAACAUAUCAAGCAACACACUGUCAAAUUUGAAUGUGAAAUUACCGGAUGCGGUAAAAUGUUGGCCACUGUAUGGUCGCUUAGACAACACUACAAAAUGGUUCAUCCCGACGAUCAUCCAGAUAUACCGUGGCUCCAGUGUCCGGUUGACGGAUGCAAGUAUACCAGCAAAUCGGAGUUUCGUAUGUCAAUGCAUAGCAAAACUCAUACGAAACCGUUUAAAUGUGAUAUUUGUGACAAACGGUUUGCCGAGAAAAGCUCGUUCCAGAGACAUAGGCUCGAACACAACGGUAUUGUCAAAAGGUAUCGGUGCGAUUGGCCCGGUUGUAGUGCAGCACUGAAAAAUAAGCACGCACUGAAAUGUCAUCGGGAGAGCCAUACACGCGACAAAGUCUAUCGGUGCGAAUGGCCUGGUUGUGAGCGCACCUAUAACCUAAAAGGAUCUCUACAAGGUCAUGUAGGUCGUGAACAUAAGGGCCUAACUGGUUACCGGUGCCAUUGGCCCGGUUGUGACUAUAAGACAACUAAUACGAUUAGA
This is a messenger RNA of Oppia nitens, 2435 nucleotides long. RefSeq names its product zinc finger protein 761-like. The record is from RefSeq and is a predicted model, not a curated record. Lineage: Eukaryota; Metazoa; Arthropoda; Arachnida; Sarcoptiformes; Oppiidae. Gene Ontology annotation, cellular component: nucleus. Gene Ontology annotation, biological process: regulation of transcription by RNA polymerase II. The annotation marks the transcript as partial. The transcript is spliced from 2 exons.